Nicrophorus vespilloides is the source of this 1019-nucleotide messenger RNA. RefSeq names its product arylsulfatase B-like. Lineage: Eukaryota; Metazoa; Arthropoda; Insecta; Coleoptera; Silphidae. The transcript has 5 exons. The annotation marks the transcript as partial. The record is from RefSeq and is a predicted model, not a curated record.
CAUUGACAAAGAUGUAUCUGAUUAAAGUUUCCCAAUUUUGCUUAGCGUUAGUAGGCGUUGCAUCCUGGUGCAAUGCAGAAAAGAAACCGAAUAUUGUGAUGAUCGUGGCCGACGAUGUAGGGUGGAACGAUGUUGGUUUCCAUGGAUCGAAUCAGAUAGACACGCCUAACAUCGACGCUUUAGGUCUGAACGGAAUCUACUUCGAUAGGUACUACGCUCAGCAGAGUUGCACCCCAUCCAGAUCAGCUCUUUUGACUGGAAGAUACCCGAUUCGAUUAGGUUAUCAGGGAAAGCCUCUACACGCGGGAGAAAACCGCUCGAUUUCGCACGACUUCUGGACAUUGCCCAAAGCUCUGAAAGGUCUCGGCUACAUGAACCAUCUCGUUGGUAAGUGGCAUCUGGGUUCGGCGUCCAAGAAUUUCACACCGCAAGCCUACGGCUACGAUUCCCACUACGGCUAUCUGGAUGGUUUUGUCUCUUACUUCGAUCACGACAUCCAGAGCGAUGGUCAUUUGGGCAAAGACAUGUACAGCGAUCACCAACCAUUGACUAACACCACCGGCGAAUACUUCACCGACCUGGUGACGAGGAAGUCGAUCGAAGUGAUCAAGAAUCAUCCGCAAGAGAAGCCUCUUCAUCUGGUUAUCUCGCAUCUGGCAGCUCACACCGGAAAGUCCACCAGUAUGGGCGGCUUUCUGGAGGUAGCAAGUGAUGAGUACAACGAUAAAAAGUACGGUUACAUUCCGGAUAAAAUCAGAAGAAUGUACGCAGAAAUCGUGGAGAGAAUGGAUACUUCCAUUGGAGAUGUCGUCGAAGCUUUGGAUCGCAAAGGCAUCCUCGACAACACCAUCAUCGUGUUCUUCUCCGAUAACGGUGCUCCGACCAACGGAUUCUUCAAGAAUCGCGGCUCAAAUUUCCCAUUUAGAGGAAUCAAAUUGAGUCUCUUCGAGGGCGGUGUUCGAGUGCCCGCUGUUGUUUACAGUUCGAAAUUCAAGAAUAAGGGCAGAAUCUAUAAAAAU